Messenger RNA from Diabrotica virgifera virgifera (western corn rootworm), 2277 nucleotides. RefSeq lists its product as uncharacterized. The coding region runs from base 1 to 2277 and encodes 758 amino acids. Gene Ontology annotation, molecular function: growth factor activity; fibroblast growth factor receptor binding. The record is from RefSeq and is a predicted model, not a curated record. Lineage: Eukaryota; Metazoa; Arthropoda; Insecta; Coleoptera; Chrysomelidae. Gene Ontology annotation, biological process: cell differentiation; positive regulation of cell population proliferation; fibroblast growth factor receptor signaling pathway. Gene Ontology annotation, cellular component: cytoplasm. The transcript has 11 exons.
AUGGAAUUCAAGGCAGCUAUAAACUCGAUGCAAAUGUCAGGUAACUUGUAUGAAAAUUGGAAAUUCUUCAUACAAAGAUUCAAAAACUAUUUACAAGCUACAGAAUUAACAAAGAAACCUGAAAUAACCCAGUGUGCACAGCUAUUACAGUUAAUAGGGGACGAAGGGUUCAAAAUAUAUAACACGUUUAAGUUCUCAACAGAAGAAAAAGACAAGUUAGAACUGUUAAUAAAAAAAUUUGAAGCACAUUUCAAGCCAAAAAGCAACGUGUCAAAUGCAAGGUAUUGCCUGUUCACCAGAAAACAAGAAGAAGGUGAGUCAGUAGACAAAUUUAUAACAGAUAUUAUAAACAAGGCAAAAAAUUGUGAGCUAGAGAAUUUGGAGGACAGUCUGAUUAAGACUUGCAUAACUUGUGGGGUAGCAGAUGAAACGAUGAGACAGAGACUAUUAGAAGAAGAUGAGAUGAGCUUGGAAAAAGCAAUCAAUCUGUGUAAAAGUAUAGAAAGUUCAAAAAUCCAGUCUGAAAAAAUGAAGUCAGAGGAGGUGCACCACGUAAAGAAAAGAAACUUCAAUAAGAAAUAUGAAAAUAGAGAACAGUGGGAAGACAGAAGAGUGAAUCCAACUCAUUCGAAGUCCCAAGACGGCCAGUUCAAUGGUAAAUCUGGAAGCAGUUCAGGGUGCAGUAGGUGCGGAAUGGAGCACAGAGGCCAACCAUGCAAAGCAUAUAAAGCUAAGUGCUUGGUAAAUACUAAAAAUAGCAGUUUUGAUGAUGAUUUCAUGAUAAAUUUUGAAGUUAACAAGCGUAAAUUAAGCUGUAGAUUAGAUACAGGGGCAAUGGCAAACGUAAUAUCAAUAAAUAAGUUAAAUUCUCUAGAAGUUAAUGUUGAACUACAGAAAACAAACUGCAGGUUAACGACAUUUUCGGAUGAAACACUUAGGGUCAUUGGAAAAUGUAGUUUAGAAUGCAAGUAUAAAGAUAACAUGUACAACAUAAUGUUUUAUGUGGUAGAAAUUAAUUCACCAACGACAAUGAGCCACAAUGAUCGACUAAUUUUAAAUCGUAUUAGACUUUGGUGUAAUGGAUAUAACUUGACAAUAAGGUCCAACGGGGAAGUUCUUGGAACUGACGAUGAUUCUGACCCUGAUAAUAUGAUUGAAAUUUCGUUUAGAGAAGAGGAUAAUCUAAUAAGGCUUUUAGGUACUAAUAGCCAGCUGUAUGUAUGUUUUGACGAUAAGGGCCAGUUAUAUGGAGAGAAAGAUGCGAAAAAUCCAGGCACUCUCUUCAUGGAAACUGUUAAUGCUUCAUAUUCAACAUUCCAGACAACUUUGGGUGCCAAAAGUUGGUUUAUAGGAAUUCGAAAAAAUGGAAAACCGAAGCCAGGAAAAAGGACUGGGGAAGCACAAAAGGACACACGAUUUUUACUUCGAAAAUUAAUGACCGACCACCAUGAGCUACGAAUGAGCCACGAUGAUCGACCACUUGCAAAUCGUGUUAGACUUUGCUGUAAUGGAUAUAACUUGGCUAUAAGGUCCAACGGGGAAAUUCUUGGAUCUGAUGAUGUAUCUGAUCCUGAUAGCAUAAUUGAAAUUACUUCUGGAGGAGACGAUAAUCUAGUAAGGCUUUUAGGAAAUAAUAGCCGGAUGUAUGUAUGUUUUGACGAUAGCGGACAGUUAUAUGGAGAGAAAGAUCCGAAUAAUCCAGGUACUAUCUUCAAAGAAGCAUUUAUUGAUUCAUAUUCAACAUUCCAAAGCACUUUGGGUUCCAAAAGUUGGUUUCUAGGAAUUCAAAGAAACGGAAAACCGAAGCCAGGCAAAAAGAGUGGGAAAACAGAAAAGGACAAACGAUUUUUACUUCGAAAAGUAGUAAUAAGCCACAAUGAUCCAGAAUUUUCAAAUCAUGUUAGACUUUGGUGUAAAGGAUAUAACUUGACUAUAAGGUCCAACGGUGAAGUCCUUGGAACUGACGAUGAUUCUGAUCCUGAUAGCAAGAUUGAAAUUUCUUAUGCAGAAGAAUUUAAUCGAGUAAGGCUUUUAGGUACUAAUAGCCAGCUGUAUGUAUGUUUUGACGAUAACGGACAGUUAUAUGGAGAGAAAGAUCCGCAGAAUCCAGGCACUAUCUUUAUAGAAGCUUAUAUAUCUUCAUAUUCAACAUUCCAAAGCACUUUGGGUUCCAAAAGUUGGUUCAUAGGACUUCGAAGAAACGGAAAGCCAAAGCCAGGAAAAAAGACUUUUAAAACGCAAAAGGGCACACAAUUUUUACUUCGAAAUGUAUUAUAA